Molecule: messenger RNA, 1854 nt
Organism: Lathyrus sativus (Indian pea)
Lineage: Eukaryota; Viridiplantae; Streptophyta; Magnoliopsida; Fabales; Fabaceae
Source: the annotation of a GenBank genome assembly
AUGGCUAAAAAAUACAAGGGACCUGCUAUUGGAAUUGAUCUUGGCACAACCUAUUCCUGUGUUGCUGUAUGGCAGGAUCAAAAUAAUAGAGCUGAGAUCAUACACAAUGAUCAAGGAAACCGAACCACUCCUUCUUCUGUUGCUUUUACUAAUGAGCAAAGGUUGAUUGGUGAAGCUGCAAAAAAUCAGGCUGCUUCAAACCCAACCAACACUGUUUUUGAUGCAAAGAGAUUGAUUGGAAGGAAAUUUAGUGACUCGGUUAUUCAGAAUGACAUACAACUGUGGCCAUUUAAGGUUGUUGCUGGAAAUGAUGACAACCCUGAGAUCAUUGUUCAGUAUAAGGGUGAAGAAAAACGUCUUUGUGCUGAGGAAAUCUCAUCUAUGAUUCUUAUGAAUAUGCGUGACAUUGCAGAGAAAUUUUUGGAGUCACCUGUCAAGAAUGCAGUUGUUACCGUGCCUGCUUAUUUCAAUGAUUCUCAGCGGAAAGCAACAAAAGAUGCUGGUGCGAUUGCUGGAAUCAAUGUAAUGCGGAUAAUCAAUGAACCUACUGCGGCUGCGCUUGCAUAUGGCCUUCAAAAGAGAGCAAAUAAUGUUGGAAAACGAAAUGUGUUCAUCUUUGAUCUUGGUGGUGGCACUUUUGACGUGUCUAUCCUCACACUUGAAGAUGAUAGCUUUGAUGUGAAAGCCACUGCCGGAGAUACGCACCUUGGUGGAGAGGAUUUUGAUAAUAGAAUGGUUAACCACUUAGUGGAGGAGUUUAAGAGGAAAAUUAAAGGGGACAUUAGUGGAAACCCGAGAGCGCUUAGGAGGUUGCGGACUGCUUGUGAGAGGGCUAAAAGGACUUUGUCCUUUGAUACUGAGGCUGCAAUUGACAUAGAUGCUUUGUAUAAGGGAGUUGAUUUCCAUUCUAUAGUCACUAGGGCGAAAUUUGAACAACUCAACAUGGAUCUGUUUGAAAAGUGUUUGGAGAUUGUAAAGAGUUGUCUUACUGAUGCUAAGAUUGACAAAGGUAAUGUGGAUGAUGUUGUACUUGUUGGUGGAUCUUCGAGGAUUCCCAAAGUGCAGCAGCUAUUGAAGGACUUUUUUAAGGGUAAGGAUCUGUACAGUAGCAUCAACCCGGACGAGGCUGUUGCUUAUGGAGCAGCGGUUCAGGCUGCUUUACUCUGUAAAGGUAUUAAAAAUGUUCCGAACUUGGUGCUGCAAGAUGUUACUCCUUUGUCACUUGGUAAGUCAACUAUAGGAGAUGUCAUGAGUGUGGUGAUUCCCAAAAACACCUCAAUUCCGGUUAAGAAGAAAAGAGAAUAUUGUACAGUUGAAGAUAACCAGUCUUCGGUCCGUAUUAUGGUAUAUGAAGGUGAGAGAAUGGUUGCUAGUGAGAACAACUUACUUGGUUUGUUUGAUCUCUCAGUCCGUCCUGCACCUCGUAGACUUCCUAUCCAGGUAUGCUUUUCUAUAGAUGCUGAUGGAAUUUUAAACGUGUCUGCAGAGGAAGAAACAAGUGGUAAUAAAAAUGAUAUUACAAUAACUAAUGAAAAUGGAAGACUGUCUAGCGAAGAAAUAGAGAGAAUGAAAAAGGAAGCUGAGCACUUCAAGUCUGAAGAUAUGAAGCAUGUGAAGAAAGCUAAAGCAAUGCGUGCUUUGGAUGACUAUCUUUAUGACAUGAAGAAAGUAAUGAAGGAUAAUAGUGUAACUUCCAAGCUAACUGCUGUAGAGAAAGUGAAGAUCAAUUCCGCAAUGAUAAAGGGAGAAGAAUUGAUUGAUGACAAAGACCAAGAAACGUCGGUGUUUGUGGAUGUUCUCAGGGAGCUCGAGAGCAUCUUUGAAUCAGCUAUGAAAAAGAUCAACAAGAGUUAG